UUAGACAGUCGCUUGUACUUGAAUAGCAGGCGUUUGCUGUCGGCAGUAUGGAUCUCCGUACCAUCUGCCGGUCCCUAUUCACUUUAUCGCUGUGAUCGAGUAGUUGUACGCAUCCUCUGACGGCCCCUGGUUUGUAUUAGGGAGGUACUUUAGAAAUAUCCAAGCUCUGUACUUUUUCUUUGGUAUAUAAUGAAACGUCGUUGACUGUGAAGCGGAGAAGCGCUCCGGGUUUUUAAGCGAACAAGGACGGACACAGGGGCUUGAGGCUCGCGGCGACCGGUGAGCCAGGCUCCAGUUUUCUCCAAGCAGGAAGAGUGCUCUCUGGAGAUGUCACGGCACCAUAACCGAUUCGAGAGAGAUUACCGCGGCGUGUGGGAGCGGAGGGACCGGGGAACUGGCCCGGGGAGCGCCGCCAACAGCAGCUGCAACACGACCAACAGCUGUGGAGGUGCCAACAACCGGCCUGGUCUCCUCCCCCUGCCUGUGAUCUCCUCCCUCCUUCCGACCCCCGUCUCUGUCGCCAUGACCACCUGCAGCAGUGACCUGGUGUGCAAGCGCAUCGGUCCCACCUCCACCUCUUCCACAGCGAAGCUUUCUGGCCUCUCGAUGAGUGAAAGUCAGCCGCAGGGGCAAAUCUUGGCCCCAGGGAUCCGGUGGGGUCAGACGCCGAUCGACCAGUCCACGCCCUGGGAGACGGAUGAACCUCCCGCCAAACAGAUGCGUGAGAGCAGCAGCGCAGGUCAGUUGUGGCCGCCUCCUGUGGCCGCAGCGAGCCAGCCGAGCCUUUUAGCGCACACAUAUGGGAUGCCCCAAGCCCCCGUAUACAGCCAAGGAGUGACUGUCCAGGCCCCCGCCAUUGGCGUUAAGCCGGCACUGCAGACCCCCGUCCCCUCUCCACACCCGCUCAUGCCGGCUCACUUCCCGCUCCCGCCGAAUCCCGCCCAGCCUCUCCCCAGCAUGGUGAUGGCCAUGAGUCAACCCCUACACGGCGGUAGCCAACCGCCCAUCACCAUGGCCCCGCUGAGCGGACUCUGUCAGGUGGCGCCUUCCGUGCACAGCACCGUGGGCAACGGUCACAUGUCCCACCCUCUAAUUCCACCAUCCGCCCUGCCUCCCUCCACCCUGCCAGGCGGUACCCCGCUGACCAAUGGGCAAGCGGUUACCCAUGCUGUGCCCCUGCCUCCGACCAAUCAGGAGCAUUCCAACGGACUGCAGAUGCUGCGGACUGUCGGGAUGGGAAAGUAUGAGUUCACUGACCCCGGGCACCCUAAAGAGAUGUUGAAGGAGUUGAACCAGCAGCGCAGAGCGAAAGAGUUUACAGACCUGAAAAUUGUUGUUGAAGGCAAAGAGUUUGAAGUCCACCAAAAUGUUCUAGCUUCCUGCAGCUUGUAUUUCAAGGACCUGGUUAAAAGGUCAUCAGGGGAGAGCGGGAAGGGGGAGAAGCUUGAGCUGUCGAUGAGCAACAUCAGAGCGGACGUCCUGGAACUGCUGCUGGAAUUUGUCUAUACGGGGUCCCUUAUCAUCGACUCCGCCAAUGCAAAAACCCUUCUGGAGGCAGCCAACAAGUUCCAGUUCAAUACCUUUUGCAAAGUUUGUGUGUCCUUCUUAGAAAAACAGCUGACAGCCGCUAACUGCCUGGGGGUGCUGGCCAUGGCCGAGGCGAUGCAGUGCAACGAACUGCACAACAUGGCCAAAGCCUUCGCCCUGCAGAACUUCCCGGAGGUGGCCUGCCAGGAGGAGAUCCUCAACAUCUCCAAGGAGGACUUCGUCAGCUACAUGUCCAACGACAGUCUCAACACCAAGGCCGAGGAGCUGGUCUACGAGACUGUCAUCAAGUGGAUCAAGAAAGACCCUGGCGGCAGAGUACAGCAUGUUUCCGAACUGCUGGCCGUGGUGCGUUUGCCUUUCAUUCACCCCAGUUAUCUCCUGAACGUCGUGGAUAACGAGGACCUGAUAAAAUCCUCGGAAGCGUGCCGCGACCUGGUCAACGAGGCCAAGCGCUAUCACAUGCUGCCUCACGCCCGCCAGGAGAUGCAGACGCCCAGGACUCGGCCGCGGCUCUCCGCAGGUGUGGCAGAAGUGAUCGUAUUGGUGGGCGGACGGCAGGCCAUUGGGAUGAACCAGCGCUCGUUGACCGCCGUCACGUGCUUCAACCCCCAGAACAACAAAUGGUACCCCCUGGCCAGCUUGCCUUUCUAUGACCGCGAGUUCUUCAGUGUGAUUUCAGCGGGUGAUAAUAUCUAUCUGUCAGGUGGCAUGGAAUCUGGAGUUCUGCUGUCAGAUGUGUGGUGUUACAUGUCGCUGCUGGAUAAUUGGAACCUGGUGUCCCGGAUGACAGUCCCUCGAUAUAGACACAACAGCGUGGUGUAUGAUGGGAAACUCUACACCCUUGGAGGACUUGGGUUGGCGGGGAACCUGGAUCAUGUGGAAAGGUAUGACACCAUCACGAACCAAUGGGAGACUGUUUCUCCGUUGCCCAAACCGGUCUAUUCAGCGGCAGCUACGGUGUGUGGGGGCCGGAUCUACGUGUUCGGUGGGGUGAACGAAGCAGGUCGGUCAGCAGGCGUCCUACAGUCUUUCAUACCUCAAACAAAUACGUGGAGCUUCAUAGAGUCACCGAUGAUUGAUAACAAGUUUGCCCCUGCUGUCACGCUGAACGGCUUCAUCUUCAUUCUGGGCGGAGCCUAUGCAAGAGCAACCACGAUCUAUGACCCAGAAAAGGGCAACAUCAAAGCAGGGCCCAGUAUGAACCAUUCAAGGCAGUUCUGCAGCGCUGUCGUCCUCGACGGGAAGAUACACACCACGGGAGGCAUCGUGAGCAGCGAGGGCCCGGCGCUGGGGAAUAUGGAAGCCUUCGACCCCUGCACCAACUCGUGGACGCUCCUGCAGAACAUGCCAUGCCCGCUCUUCCGGCACGGCUGCGUGGUCAUCAAGAAGUACAUCCAGAGCGGCUGAUGGGGCCGGAGUCGACUCUCUCGGGAUCGUCUCGGGAUGCCUCCAGUGGAACUUGUCCUCCCUCAUCCCUGCCCCCCCCUCCACCUACAUGGACGCGUGGGAGCUAAUCUUUGCCAUUAGGCCAAUCCAGGGCCCAGUGCCUUGAGUUAUGUAACAUAAUGUAACUUAACCUGCCCAGAGGCGGGGAGACUGGGUGUUCGAAAGUGGAGCUACAUUCAAUUUAAGUCAGUUGGAUGGAAAGACAGACCCCCCCCCCCCCCCCAAUGACCACCUCUGCUUCUGCCAUUUAAUUUGUUUUAUUUUAUUUUAUUCGGACUGGACUGUUUAUCGUUCUUUUUACAAUUGUAGCAUAAUUUUAAUGACAAAGAAAAGUUGCGCAAAUUAAAGUCCUCGCUGUGGCUUUGGGAAAGGGUAGGUCUGCAAAUGCCAGAGCAGGAGCUUCUGUAAACUAAUUCGGAUUCAACAAAAAAAGGGAAACCUUAAGAGUAACUUCAGAGGAAAUGCAAAAUGCUAGCUCGCAGUGUAAUGCAAACGUGAACUCAAUGACAAGAAAGCAAUUUCCAGCAAUAUGAUUGUGCAACGAGUGAUGGUGUUUGGAAUUCUGGCUUCAGGAAAUCGGCGACAUUGUAAGAUAAAAACAGAGCAAUGGUGGAGAUUUUGAAAGAAGAUUAUGUACUUAAAAUGAACUAUUUAAUAAGUGGAGCAAUCUCUACACCCAGGAAAAGCACAAUUAACUUGAGGCCCCAAAGAUUGUCUUAAUUUUGUGUUUCUUUUAGUAUAUCUUUGUUGUUUUUCCUAUCCUGUUGAGUAAAAACAAAAUCGGUAUGAAAUGUGUAUGAGGUUGGGCUUUGUAUAUUAGGGAUGGAGAAAAUGUUUAUUUUAGGAACUCUGAAGAUGUAUAAAUGUUUUUAGGUAAAAAAAAGGAUAUGUUAUUAAAAAAAAUUGUCUGUGACAACUGCCCUUAAUUACAACAAUAGUACCUAACAUGCAA
Paramormyrops kingsleyae is the source of this 3946-nucleotide messenger RNA. RefSeq names its product kelch-like protein 29. Lineage: Eukaryota; Metazoa; Chordata; Actinopteri; Osteoglossiformes; Mormyridae. Gene Ontology annotation, molecular function: protein binding. The record is from RefSeq and is a predicted model, not a curated record.